AGCCGGAAGAAGGGUGGAAAUUAGCAACGCUUUGUCCGAAAAACGAUAUGAAAAUGUUGAAAGAGUUGGUAAAGGAGCGACUUAUGGCGGCAGCUGACGAAAUAUUCCAACUUUUUGAAAAAGCGAUAUCUUCGUACGAGGAGGAACUUUGUCGGACAAGAGAGGAAAAGGAGCGACUUUGUCAACAAAUGAGCAACAAUGUUGGCCAGACUCGAACUGUGCUACACUUUGAAGACGUCCAGAAGAUGACGUCUCAUCGCCUCCACGUUAAAGAGGAAGAGGACAAACUGUGGACCAAUCAGGAAGGAGAGUGUCUUCUAAGGCUGGAGGAGACCGAUCUCACCAAGUUACCACUGACGGUUGUUUAUGUGAAGCCUGAAAACAAACCGCUUGAGUCCUCACAGCUUCAUCCAUCGGAAUCUGAUGGGAAUCACAACCUCUUAGCCCCAGGAUCGAACAACGACGACACCCAAGAACCGUCAAGUAGCGAUGCUAACUCUGAAAUUGAUUUGAGGGCUCAACUUAACAACAAAGACUCAGAAUGUUCGAAAAAUGAAACAGAAAAAAAACGUUUAGUGUGCUUGGUUUGCGGCGAAAGCUUUCCCAACAACAGCGCUUUGACACGACACGCGAGAACCCACACAGGAGAAAAACCUUUCCGCUGUUCCGUUUGCGGUAAAACAUUCUCCCAGAAGUCGCAUAUGGUGAAACACACCAGGACGCACACAGGAGAAAAACCGUUCAGUUGUUCGGUUUGCCGUCAGAGGUUCUCUCAGAAGUCGAACAUCAUAUCACAUAUGCGGACUCACACGGGAGAGAAACCUUUCGUUUGUUCGGUUUGUGGGAGGAGAUUCUCCGAAAAGUCGAAUAUCGUCACACACAUGAGGACACACACUGGAGAAAAACCGUUUUCUUGCUCCCUUUGCGGUAAAACAUUUGCUGAGAGGGUGUCUAUGACCAAACACAUGAGAACGCACACUGGUGAGAAACCGUACGUUUGUUCCAUUUGUGAUAAAAGUUUCACUCAGAAGGUAAACAUGACAACACACAUGAAAACACACAGCGGAGAAAAACCCUAUACUUGCUCCGUUUGCGAUAGAAGAUUCAGCAAUAAGGUGAAUAUGGUAAAACAUGAGAACACACACAGGAGAUAACUCCAUUGAGUGAGGUUACAUGUAGUGGAAGUGGUUUCUGAUUGCACACAAUUCACUUCAUACUGUGUGCUUAAUAAAACGACUAUAUAUAAUUUUUUAUUUUAAGGUCUUCGGACUUGAAUUUGGUCAUCUUGGAUGAUGGACAGCCUGCAUUUUAAUCAAUUUACCACAAAUAAAGCCCAUUUUUUCCAUCUA
Molecule: messenger RNA, 1349 nt
Organism: Doryrhamphus excisus (bluestripe pipefish)
Lineage: Eukaryota; Metazoa; Chordata; Actinopteri; Syngnathiformes; Syngnathidae
Biological process (GO): regulation of transcription by RNA polymerase II
Cellular component (GO): chromatin; PcG protein complex; transcription regulator complex
Molecular function (GO): RNA polymerase II cis-regulatory region sequence-specific DNA binding; DNA-binding transcription factor activity, RNA polymerase II-specific
Source: RefSeq, a predicted model, not a curated record